Penicillium bovifimosum is the source of this 744-nucleotide messenger RNA. RefSeq lists its product as uncharacterized. The record is from RefSeq and is a predicted model, not a curated record. The transcript has a single exon. NCBI's taxonomy places the organism in Eukaryota, Fungi, Ascomycota, Eurotiomycetes, Eurotiales, Aspergillaceae. Bases 1 to 744 code for a protein of 247 amino acids.
AUGGAGCCUUCUCAUUCACAAAAGCGAAUAGAGCCUGAAGACCGAUCAUCGGCCGCUAACCAUCCAUCUGUUUCGCCUUCAGACAACACGCGUGUGAGCUCCCCACAGACGAGUGGGACCAGGAUCGGUGGAAACAUCCCAACUCAGCCGAAAAAUCACGGGGCUUUCCCACAGCCACCAUCAGGACCUUAUCAGGGAUCGAGGUCGUCAUCUCAACAUCACCACGGUUCUCCGCAUGUCUCUCUACUAUCAGCACCGACGCGUCCUCGACGUGGACUGGGUCCCCGGGAGACUUGGAUGGGGACUCCUCCUGCACGCCGCGGAGGGGCUGCAAAUUCACAGGUUCCGCCAGCAGGUCCUCGUGCUUCUUUUUCAUCCCCAACACCAGGUGGUGGCUAUCGAUAUCCAACUUUCCGGCAAUCCAGUACGUCGUCUGCAGCCCAACAACAAUCUACUUCGAAGGGAGCAAACCACCUCGCGGCUCUGUGUACUAUUAUACCGGAAGGCCGGAGCUUGCCAUCACUUCUGGAUCCUGCUGUUGAAAAGCGGCUCGUGCAACUUGAGCUAGACAAAGAAAAGCUCCUUGAGCAAGUCACGGAGACACAGAGAUCUAAGCGAGCACAGCUUCGCGAAUGGGACAGACUUGAUCGCGAAAGUUCCAUCUGUGCUCUCAAGAGUGAGCUCGCCGAGGGUCAUCUCCAGCGGAUGACCGAUGAGAGUAUUGGGAGUGGGACUUUGUUUUAA